This is a messenger RNA of Melospiza melodia melodia, 1051 nucleotides long. It is a transcript of the gene SUMO2, whose product is annotated as small ubiquitin like modifier 2. Gene Ontology annotation, molecular function: protein tag activity; ubiquitin-like protein ligase binding. The transcript is spliced from 4 exons. Lineage: Eukaryota; Metazoa; Chordata; Aves; Passeriformes; Passerellidae. The record is from RefSeq and is a predicted model, not a curated record. Gene Ontology annotation, cellular component: nucleus. Gene Ontology annotation, biological process: protein sumoylation. The coding region runs from base 132 to 419 and encodes 95 amino acids.
CGUGCGCGCUCCCGGCCCCCCCCGCCUUCCCCUCUCUCUGUGUCCCUCUCUCUCCCUCUCUCCGCCGCGCUCGGCCGGCUCUGCCCCCCCUUUGUGCGCGCUCCGAGCCGCCCCCGCAUCGCCGACUCGCCAUGGCCGACGAGAAGCCCAAGGAAGGAGUGAAGACUGAAAACAAUGACCACAUUAAUCUGAAGGUGGCAGGGCAAGAUGGGUCUGUGGUGCAGUUUAAGAUUAAGAGGCACACACCACUUAGUAAACUAAUGAAAGCCUAUUGUGAACGACAGGGGUUGUCAAUGAGGCAAAUCAGAUUCCGGUUUGAUGGGCAGCCAAUUAAUGAAACAGACACACCUGCACAGUUGGAAAUGGAGGAUGAAGAUACAAUUGAUGUGUUCCAGCAGCAAACAGGAGGAGUUUACUAAAACAAACACACAAAAAAGAACCUGCUACUUUCCUCUCCAGAACUGUGCUCCCACAGGCAACACUUCACAAUUAGAAAAAUGAGACUUGGUUCAGCCACAUCCUGACUACUGCAGUAUAGUUUUCUCUCUUCUCUCUGAUUUUUUUUUUCUUAUUCCUUUUAUUGUACAUAAAGUAACUGGUGAUGUGCACAGGCAUAAUGCAUAUUUUUUUUUUAACUAAAUGGCCAAUGGUAUGUUUUGAUCAACAUUUAAUGGAGAUGGGGUGGGAAAACAAACUGGUUCUGUGAAAAUGCCCCUCUCUCCGUUAGUGGCAUGCUCCUUCUACUUUUACAGAAUCACAGAAUAAGCCGAGUUAUCUUUAUAUUCCAGUAAGUUAUUUUGCUCUCACUGUUCAAAAACAAAAACCUUGCAUACCUUGUUUGAUUGGAUAAUUUCAAUGUUUUUCUUUUAUCAUUGUAAAACCAAGGGCAAUUUUAUAACUUUUUUGUACGUAGCUGUUACAUGUAGAGCAAUCUCUGUCUAAGUAGGGGUAAAUUACUCUUUAAAAAAAAAAGAAAAAAAAAAAAGUCCUAGAUAGUUUUCCCUUCAAGUAAAACGUCUUGUUGUUUAAAUAAACUUCUUGUUUAAAAUAA